Danaus plexippus (monarch butterfly) is the source of this 2304-nucleotide messenger RNA. It is a transcript of the gene RabGGTa, whose product is annotated as geranylgeranyl transferase type-2 subunit alpha. The transcript is spliced from 10 exons. Gene Ontology annotation, cellular component: cytoplasm; Rab-protein geranylgeranyltransferase complex. Lineage: Eukaryota; Metazoa; Arthropoda; Insecta; Lepidoptera; Nymphalidae. The record is from RefSeq and is a predicted model, not a curated record. Gene Ontology annotation, biological process: protein geranylgeranylation. The coding region runs from base 251 to 1774 and encodes 507 amino acids. Gene Ontology annotation, molecular function: Rab geranylgeranyltransferase activity.
AAAUGUACCUACGACAUUGUUUGAUUUGUUUGUGUUUCUAAUCAUGAAACUAAGUUCAUAACCAGUUUCUGAUUCCAUUUUAUUUCAUAGCAGUUUGUUUCGUUUUUAACAAUUAUGUUAGACUAAUUUAUACGUAUUUUAAAUACUUCGAAAAACUUUUCUUAUAGAUUUUUUUAACCUCUUAUCUGCCACUACAUAAUUAAUCGAUUUCUCAUCUACCUUUUGUAAUAAAUAUAAAUCAGUUUUAGAAAUGCACGGUAGAAUAAAAGUUCGGACAUCUGAAGAGGAAAAAGCGAAAAAGGAAAAAGAGAGACAAGAGAAGUUAAAGUUUUUUAAACAUGCUAUGCAAAAAAUUCAAUCUAAAAGGAAAGAAGGGGAAGAAGAUGAUGAACAAUUGGGUAUAAUUGAAAAGGUCUUACUUGCUAAUCCUGAUAUUUAUACAUUAUGGAAUAUAAGAAGAGAUAUAUUGAGCAGUUUUAAGAAAAUAAAAUCCGAAGAAGAAAUGGUAAAACUCUAUGAUUCAGAACUGUGUUUAACCGAAUACUGCCUUAAAGUUAAUCCUAAAUCUUACUGUGCUUGGCAUCAGAGAGAGUGGGUCCUAGUUAAUAGGUCUGAUCCAAACUGGAAAAAAGAACUUGAUCUUUGCAAUACAUAUCUCAAGAUAGAUGAAAGGAAUUUUCAUACAUGGGAUUACCGCCGUUUCGUCAUUGGCCAAUGUAAGCCACCUUUGCAAGAUGAAUUUGACUAUACCACGGAAAAACUAUACGAUAAUUUCUCCAAUUAUUCAGCUUGGCAUUAUAGGAGUAAAAUGUUAGUUGAAUUAUAUCCUGACCUAGAAGGCGGACGACCAAUUCAAGACAGCCAUCAUAAACAUGAAUUAAAAAUGGUCCAGAGCGCAGCAUUUACAGAUCCCGAUGAUACAAGUGCUUGGUUUUAUCAACGGUGGUUAUUGGGUGCAGUUAAAGUAACAAUAAAACUAGUUGCAUGUACGGUCACUCCAUCUAAAGUGACUCUUGCCUGGAGUAAGAGUGUUUCAAAGGAGUAUUUAAAUAACAAAAUCCAACUUUACAUAGAUGAUGAAUGUGUCAAUGGGGAAUGGGAAUCUUGUACAGGAUAUGAAUAUGACGAUCUGUGGAUACUCAAACAUUCACAUAAAAUUUUAACUAAAUCUCAUAUUAAGGUGGAACAUAUAAUGAAUAAUAAUGGGAAACAGUUGAUAGUGUGUAAUGAGUGUCAACCCUUAGUGUAUAUUGGAAAAAGCGAAAUUACUUUUCAAAAUCAGUACUCGAAACCUGUUGUAGAAGAGUUAAAUGAUCAACUUGAUUCCUGCAGACAGCUAUUGGCCUUGGAGCCAGACAAUAGAUGGACAUUAUUGACAACAACAGUGUUUCUCCAUUGUAUAGAUCCCAAAUCACACCAUCUCGAAGUUAUAGAUAAUUUGCAGAGAUUAAAAAAAUUAGACUCCCAAAGAGCUGGGUACUACAAUGAUUUAAUAUCAAUGUGGAGUAUUGAGCAACAGUUACAAAAUGAUUAUAAUGAAAAUAUUGAAAAAUUUUAUAUUAGAUUUGGUGAAAAACUUACAAGUUUACCUCAUUUGCAAUAUUAUAGCUUCUGUCAAACAGUUGACUUGUCAAAUCAAGAAUUAACAUCAAGAAUAUUGCCAACACUUAUCAAGCUACAACAUUGCAAGAUACUGGAUCUGUCGAAUAAUAAAUUAACAUCUGGAUGGGUUCCCCGCAUUACAAUUGGAACAGUUAAUUUUGAAAGGAAAUGAAAUUAAAGAGGAGGAUAUAGCUUUGUUCCAAGAAAAACAUGGUCUUACAAAAAUAAUUAUUUAAUAGUAGUGUAACAUUUAAACUCGUUUAUCUUAUUUUCUAGAUCUAAUUAUAACAGAUUGUACUAUUAUGACAGGUUAUUAAUCAUUCAAUCAUAUUAAUGUUAAAAUCACUUUUACUUUGAUUAUGUAUAACACUUUAUCACAUAUAUUAUUUAAACAUUAGUUUUUUUUUUUGAAUAUGUGUUCAAUAAGCAAAACUAUGAGUAAUAUAUUGAAAUUGGAUUAUUAUAAUGUAUUAUAUUAUUGUAUUUGAAAAAUACUAAGUAAUUUUAAUAAUAAUUAAAACUUAAACAAAACAACAUAGCUACCUAUUUAUAUAAUUCUAAAUAAUAAUACUAAAUGUAAUGUAUACAUAAAUAUACACGAUUUUUGAUUGCUUUCUUGCUAUCUGUAUAAUUUGUACCUUCAAAUACUAUGUCCUAAGAAAAAAAUGUAUAAUUUCUAAUUAAAAUUUGUUAUAGACAUGA